This is a messenger RNA of Gryllus bimaculatus (two-spotted cricket), 7789 nucleotides long. The record is from the annotation of a GenBank genome assembly. Lineage: Eukaryota; Metazoa; Arthropoda; Insecta; Orthoptera; Gryllidae.
AUACGCUUUGUAAUGUGGAAUUUAUGUUUCACGUUACGUUGGCUACACUUUUGUACUGAAUAAAUCCAACCAAAAUCUUCCGAACAUGGCUAGUGGCAUUCGUUCCACUAAUUAGGGUGAGGGGAAUCCUUUAUUGUAGGCGGAUUGUGAUAGUGACGUAGAGUGACAAAACGUUAGUCGUCGGUCGUGGUCGUUCGUGUCCUGGACGCGUCUUUACAAGUGUGCUACCGCUGUUCCGACAUGCAACGUAUGAGAAGCUAUAGACAGCGCAUUGUAUGGUUAGCGAAUACGAUUCGUUAGUGACGUCGGACGAAUAUGCCGUGUAUGCUAUAUUUAUGAUGGCUUAUAAGCCUCCACCAGAGCUUAGAAAUAGAAUAGAAAGCAUUAAGAAAAAGUUUGAAAUUGUUGAACCAGCAAAAUCUCAUCAGUCUAUUAGUAAUACAAAAGUAUCGUGCACUGAUAUUGAUAAAAACCUUCAGUCAAAAUGCCGCAAUGCUGCACAGUUAACACUGUCCUCUCCUCUUGGUAUGGUGAAGGCUUUUUGUCCAGAAAAUGCAAGUUUUGAAAAACCUAAUGAUAAACUUAAAACAUGUUCUCAAUCUGGGAAGGGAAAUAUUCGUCGAACCCCUGCAUUUCGAUGUGAUAAACCGAGUCUGUCACACCAAACCUCCAAUCCAGAUAAGAAAAUGCGUACUGUUGUGAACACAGUGAAGUUGUUUGAAGACAGACACCAAUGUAAUAUGGAGAGAUCAUUGUCUCCUGAAGAAAAUGUUACAAAAAAUGGAAUUUUUCUUGGGAAAAAAGAUGAGUCAAAUGCUUUCAAGCUCCCUCCCAAAAUUGUAAAUGUUAAUUGUAAAAGUAAUGUAAAUGAAAAUUUGUUGGGUAAUGUUAAGGGGUUAGAUAAUAUAGAUUGUGUGUUGAAGAAAUUAUCAUCAGCCGAAAGAACUGGCAUUAGGGAGAGAUUAAAAAGUGACACAAAGGAGUCUAGAAAUGUAGCCUUAAAUGGUUCGAAAAAAAAACAAUUAAUGCAGCAAUUAGAUGAUAGCUCUACCCAAAGGAAAGAAAAUACAUUACCACAGAGUGAAGCAAAUAUUUCGAAGAAUGGAAAUAAAGAAAAACAAAAUGCAAAUGAUGAAGUGCGUAGUGAACAUAAUAGUAAGCUGACCUUUAGUUUAAGAGCAGCACUGAAGGCUCCCUUGCCUCCAGGACCUCCACCUAAAAAGCCACCUCGAACUUUUGUUCACAAUUCUCCAGAUGUGCGAGGUAAGCCUGUGUGUACCAGGUUAGCGCCCGAGAAAUCUAAAACAGAUCUCACCAGUUAUUCAAAAGGGUUGGAAAACAGAAAAAAAUCUCUGGAGAGGGCUACCACAGAACCUCGUAUUAUGCUCAAAAAGUUAGAAAAUGUUUUACUAAAACAUCAGCAAGGGAUUGGUAGUGUUGUCAUUACACCAAGAACUGGGGGAACUGAAACAAUGACUGAAAGACUGAAGAGUCCAAAAGGGGAUGAGAAAAGAGAAGAUUUUGUCAAACGUGCAACGAACAAUUUUGCAGAGUCUGAACUUGCUGACGCUAGUCGCUAUUCAAAAGAAGAUAAACAAAAUCCGCAGUAUGUAGAAAAAUUAUCUAGUGGAUGUUUUGAUUCUUUGAAUUGUGUGUCCAACGUUCCCAAACAUUUAUAUGAGAAACUAAAUGAAUCUCAAAGUGAGUUCUUUGUGGAGUCUCCUUUAUACCCGAGAAAGAAGAUAAGUGCUAGUUCUGAAAUUAAGAUUGUAAGUGAUCAGAAAAGAAAGACCUCGGCUAGUAAUGCUGUCAGUGGAGAACAUAUAUAUGCUGAGCCAUACGCAUGUAUAGAUGUGGAGGCAAUUCUAAAAGCUGAACUAUCUGUGCAAACUAAGCAGGAAGUAGCUAUGCAUAAUACGCAGGUUCAAAAUGCUCCUGAACAAAACCAUUCAACUCUUCAUUAUAUGUGUUCUCCUAUUAACCCUUUGGAUCGUAUGGAUGCUCUCGUAAAUUGCAACAAUGUUAAUACUGUGGGUAAUAGUAACGACAGUAGUAAUUCACAAGUUACAUUAUGUGAAAACAAGAACAAAAUUAAUGGUAGCGAUAAUGAGUUCAAAAGUGACGAGAUGCACUUGCCUCUAAAGUCAUUUUUGCAUUUCAAUCCUGUAUCAAAAAGUCAUCAGUCCAAUUCAACAAAUGUGCCCCUUCACAAAUUGGAUAGAAACAAGGUGCAGCUAUUCAUAAACCAGGCCUUUGGCACACCGUUACAUGAUUCCCCAGUGGCAUCACUGGAUUCUGCCUCAUCUGAUGAAUCUGCUCCAACAACACCUGAUGAAAUGAAUCCCCCUGACAUUCAGAACGAAGCAGGAGGAUCAAGAAAGACAGAUGAUGGAAAAGUUACAGCGUCAUGUCAACAAAGGGACACACUUGGAGAAAAUUCUCUGGGAAGACGUCAAGAUCUGACUAAAUUGACUGAGGAGAGAAAAGUCUAUGUGAGACGGGUGUCUAGUCGUGUGUUCAACACUCGACAGCGACUUUCUUCCCAACCGUUCUCACAUCUGUUCCAUUGCAUUAUGCUUAUUGGACUUAAUUUGGAUGGCGAUAAAAAAACUAAAGUUCCUUAUAUAAAGUCUAAAUAUCCUGUGAACGCUUCAGUCCCUCCACUAAUAGAACACCUAUGUUUUCCCGACGCGGCUGAUUGGCCUCCAAGAUCUUCUGCGGAGAAUGCUUAUUGUGAUGAGCAAAGCUAUUCCUUAGUAAUUACAAAUGAAAUAGGAGACCAUAUGUUUGGCUAUUGCCGCAGAGUCAUGCCAGAAGGCAUGGACAUAUGUCUACCAUUGGCAUACUGUAUUUUAAGUCCAUAUCGUGCAAAAGGAUUUUAUUUUAAGAUUUUGUCAGAAUUAGAAUCUCAGCAUGGCCAACCUGAAUGGCUCCAGAAAACUUUUAUCAAACAAUUGUAUGCUUGUGAGUUUCCAAAUCCCGGACAAACGCUGAAACUGACUAAUUUGCUCGACAAUGUUCCAGACAGUGUGGAGGCUUCUUUGAGAUCACUUGCAAAUCAGUUGAGGAGGCCACUUGACUCUCGCUUGGAGGAACAUGAUUUGACCCUGCUCUUUUCUACGCUUCCUGUGCCAAUUCUUCUGCAAGUGUUUGGAUCACUUCUCUUGGAACGAAAAGUUUUAUUUAUCAGUAAUUCUUUGAGUAAAUUGUCAUCAUGCAUUGAAGCAUUACAUGCUAUACUCUACCCAUUUUCAUGGCAUUACACAUUCAUACCUGUUCUUCCUUCUGCUCACAUUGGAGUUUGUGAAGCACCAACCCCAUUCAUUAUUGGUGUCUUGAAGGAUAAGGUGGGAAAGGCUUUGACUGUAUCUCUGGAAGAGGGAAUCAUUGUGGACCUAGAUGAUCCUAAAAUUGUGCAAAGUGUGGGUGAUGAAAGUACCAUUCUGCCAUCUCGUCUUAAGAAAUGUUUGAAAAUGGCUUUACAAUUUGCUGAAAAUACUACUCAAAAAAUGGAACCAGCCAGAAAUGUUAUGAUAUCUGAAGCCUUUAUUAGAAUGUUUGUAGAAAUUUGUGGUCAUUAUGCAAAUCAUGUUGUUACACAGCAAGAUGGAAAGAAAGUAUUUGAGAGAGAAUCUUUCAUCAAGGCUGUACCACUGCACUCUGUUCAGUUAUUUUUGGAAUGGUUUUCAGAAACUGCAAUGUUCUCCUCUUUUGUGGAGAGUCGUUUAAAUGAAGGGGCAGAAACUAAAGGUUUAUUUGAACAAAGAGCAUUGGAACAUACUGAAGAGAUGGAUAAAAAUACUAUGCUGUUACACCGUAAUUAUAAAGCUAUUAACAGGAAAGUUAAAAGUUUUGGUGACCGGCUCAAGGAUUGGGCUCCUUUCAGUUAGAUUUGGAGAUCAAGUUGGCAAUAAUUUAAAUAGCAUUUGAAGAUAAUUAGGUGCCAUUGCAAAGCUAUUUAUUUUUUGUUCUCAUAUUUAUACCUUUAACAAAGUAGAUUAUUUUAAAACCUUUAGGUUUUGUUUGUGUGUGUAUGUGUGUGUAUGAAAGAGUAUACAUUAUGCAUAUAAUUUCCUGUGAAGGCAAUAAAAAAAACUGAAUGUGAGGAAAAGAAACUAUUUUAUUUAAACAAUUGUACAUGUUUUGUUCGGAGUUAUGAGGAUAGCUCAUAACACUUUGUCAUAUUAUACUUAUCUGUGAUUUUACAGAAUCAAAGAGUUUUAAAGAUCUGUGCCUUCAAUAGUCUUACUAAUGUUUAACAUUUUAAUAUGAAUAUUUCUCACAACAAUGAAUUAAAUUAAUCUCAACUCUAAAACGUGUUGAUGGUGCAUUUGAAAAGUAAGGUUGAUAGAUUGUGAAAAUGAGCCCAUUUGAUCAUAUACUAAUAAUCAGAUAAGCAUAGAUUCAUUGAGCAUCUUGAAGCAAGUGGUCUUCACUAGUUGGAAGUUGGUUAACACUUCAUGAUACUGGAUUAAAAUGGCUGUGAAAGUAAAGUAUCAUAUUGCAUUAAUAACUGUGGCAAAUAAAAUUAAGAAAAUGGGACAGGGACUUUCAACUCCCAUAUAAACUGGUAGAGACAAUUACAAUGACACCUUCUACUCUUCAUCUUGCAGGAAUUAAGUCUUAAACGCUGUGAACUAAGUUUCUUCCAUACUUUUCCCAUAAAAGGCGUCAGAUUUUUAGUGUGCCAAGUUGGCAAGCAUAAACUAUAGCUAUAGCUGUAUCUGACAAUACUAGCGUGCCUUAUUCUUGCACCCUAUAGUUGUGUCCCCAGUUUCAACGGAGUUGAAAGGCCCCACAGUUCAAAGUCAGUGUAUUGUUUUGUUCUUCUCUCUUCCAUUAUGUAAUGGCAUAUUGACCUCUAUUUUGGAUGCAUUGGAAUGCAUCAUGUUUUUAUCUACAAAUUAAUAAAAUUAUUAUUUUUACAUAUCAUUAAGUGUAAGUGAAGUUAAUAAUAUGAAAAAUGCUCUAAAUUUGUUUGUUGUCUUGUCAAACUUGAAACAGGAAACCAAUUCUCUUUCAUAAAAAGAGAUCCUUUCUUUACCUUACUGUUCAUACAUAGUUCAUAUCAUAUAUGAUUUCAUAUGUAUUCCUGGAGUAAGGUCGUCUUUUAGACUAUCAUUUCCUGAUAACUGGUACCUUUGCACAUCAGUAAAAAUGUAAAUGAGUUUUUUUUUGCAUUCAUUUAAAUUAAUCUGUACAAUUUUUCUUCAAAUUUUCAAUGUGAAAUGAUUGAUGAACUUAAACAUGUAUAUUGCAUUUCUUUCCAAUGGUCAAUUGAAUUUUUUGACUACCUACUGGUCUUUGGAAAAAAAUGUUUUAGGUCCUGACUAUGAGAUAUAAGAAACAAAAUACUUCUGAAGAAUGUUGCUCUUUCUUCAGAAUGUAAUACAUUACAUUCUUUGCAAUAAAAUAAAGUUUGACAUAUGUUUUUUAGCAAAGGUAAAAUGUUUUCAACAAAUGUUUAAGUCAGUUUAAAACUAGAGGAUUAAUUCAAUAUAUUAAGACAUUGAAUUAUAUAUAGUUAUUAUGGUUGAAGACUUUUCUUGACAUAUGUUAUUGUAAUAAAUUUUUAUUUUUAUAUUGGAGGAUUGAAUCUCUUCAUAUAUUGAAGAUUUUUUUUCUCAUUAAUUAUUUAUUUUGUACGGUUGUAUAUAUGUUUGUGUGAAUGGAAAGCAGUGUCCCAAGAUCUUUUUUCUUUUUUUUUUUUGAACUUAUAUUUUUAACUUUUACUUACUCUUAAGUGAAUUGUACAAUGUGGAUUAUUCUUGGGUAGACUUGAAGACUAUCAUGUACUGUAUAUUUUUUUUUAUAAUCGUGUAUUAUAGUUUUACUCAAAGUGUGUUUUAAUCAGUAUUAUAUUAUGUUUUAAAAUGAUUUUGGAGACACCAGAAUGAAUGUGAAAGAAAAAUGAAUGCACGAAUCUCAAAUCUUUACUCUUGUUUUACAUUGUAAUCAGUAUCUUUCCAUUUAAUGAGUCCAUUCUGAAAUAUUUAUAAUUCAUUUCAUUCCAUGUGUGCAUUUAUUUUUGAAUUGAUGACUUGUCUUUCAACUUUUAAACACAUGGUUGGGAUGAAAGAUUAAACAAUAUGUACAUAUUUUUUGCUGCCAAAUAACUUAUUUCAUGUUAUUCUAAUGUGUUGCUCUGUAUUAUUUCAUAACAAGCUGUGGUGUGGGGAGUGAAAUGUAUAUCAAAAUGAUUGGAGCCAGAAUAUAUAAAUAUUUUUUUUAUUUAACAGGGCAUUAUUUACAGCACAUGGUUUUACAAAAAAAUGCUGUUAAUAUUUGUUCAGUUUUUGUCAUCAAAUAUCUUCAGUAUGGUAAGAGUUCAUAGCUUAGCAUUUUGUUGUUCACAAUGUUUCAAUUUAAAUCCUUUUUAGAAUGUUUACUUUUGUUAAUUUGUAUAAGAAAGUAUGCCAAUAUAGAAAUUAGUUGUCUUUAAAGUGCCUCUAAAGAGAUUUUGAAGUUAAGAAACCAUAUGAAAAAGAGGGUGUGCCAUGGUAUUACUUGUGUUAUCUCGGUCUACAAGAGAUGUUGAAGGUGAUGAACUGAUCUUUUAUUGUGUUUUUCCCCAUGUCUUUUAUUUUUUUCUUUUCUUAGCAUUGUUGCAUUUCAAAUAUAAUUUAGUCAUGUUUCUAGUAGGUACUGAUUUAUUUUUGUCUCUCAAGACUCUACUAUAGUGACAUUGUUAACAGAAAUCUCAAGUAAUUCUCAUUCAUAGGUGCUCUUAUAGUAAAAAAAUUUCAGCUAAUGAAAUUUAAUGUAACUGCAUUUUCAUAUAUAGUUAUGAAAGUUUGUGUAGCUGCAACUUAGAUGAUAAAACAUGCAGUAAUGUGUGGUAAUUGAUUUGGCUCAUUAUCAAAGAUGUAAACAUGCAUGAAACAAUAGUUUUUUACAAAUUAAAUGAUACUUGUUGAGUAGGCACUAUCAGAGCAUGUUAACUGAACCUCUGAUAGGAGUAAAAUAUAGCUUUAGAAGAUUUUGCACCAAUUUUUAUGACUUAUUGUAUAGUGGAAUUGGAAUGCUUUGGAAAUUGUGAAGAUUUGUUUUGGGUCUAUUUGUGAGAGAUGCAAAUAAUCAAAUUUAAAGUAUUGAGAAAUUGUGUCGUAAUUGAGUCUUAAAAUUACAGUGCAUGUUAAUUUUUUGGUUUUUGGAGUAAUUACAAUUUCUGAAGUCUUGAAGCAUCCAGUAUAUUUUGAAACUUGUAAACCAAAGAAAAUUUAUUUUGUGUAUUAUAAUCUCUAUGAAUACCUUCAUUUGUUUGUUUGGUGAAAAAAUACAAUUUUUUCCCCGAGGCUUAACUGAGUAUCCCAUUUCUUACCUUCGAAAUGAAAAGCUUGCUAGGCUUGUCUUUUUUUUUUAAUUUUUUUUAAGAUAAGCAUUUAUGUUCUAAUAACAAAAAGUCGCUGAUUGUGUUUAAACAAAUCAUGCCAAACUGCAAAUCUUUCAUUUUUGUGGACUGUUUGACUUCCUAUGGAGAAAACAAUUUUAUAUACAAACUUUUGUUGAUAGUUUUGCAAUAAAUAUGUAUACUUUCAACUACUUAUUUAAAUUUACUUUUCUCUUUUUGAAAAGAAGUGCCUCAUAAUCUAGCAUCGAAGAAAAUACUUUUAUGCCAUUGAAGAGACUAAUGUUUUGGCAUAGGGUGAAAAAGAUUGUUCUUACUAACAUUUGUUAUUGUAUUUUAUGUAGCAAAAUUUGUUGCUACAGUAUAACCAUUAUAUUGUUAUACAGCAUAUUUUUAUGGUUUUGUUGAUAUUCAACUAUGCAAUAAAUAUGUGAAAAAAAA